AUGAAUCGAUCAUUUCACUUUGAUAGGCAGAGACAGGGACAAGGAGACAACGGACAGUCGCCUUAUGGCGAUUUCAACAGGAGUCAGGGCAGCGAUCAGGGAUUCAGAGGCUUCCAAGGCAGGAACAGAUUUCGGCAAUCCUUCCCACAACAUCCCUACAGACAGCAGUUCUCUCCACACUCGCCCCAAAGUCACAGAGGAAGGAACAACCAACCUUUUUGGGGAAAGCGGGAAAUUCCCAUCAGCGACUACUUCCAUCCGUCAAUGCUGGAAGAUCCAUGGGCGGAUCUCCUGGACAAGGAGGUGAGCAAAGAGACGCAAGAGAGCCAGGAAGAAGUCCAGGAAGCUGAAGCAGCUGAAGAUCCUGUUGAGAAAGACUGAUUAGAUUGUGUCUCGGCUAAUAAAUAUCCUCCGACAGAGGCGCUGCUGUUGGCCUCUU
Phlebotomus argentipes is the source of this 439-nucleotide messenger RNA. RefSeq lists its product as uncharacterized. Lineage: Eukaryota; Metazoa; Arthropoda; Insecta; Diptera; Psychodidae. The record is from RefSeq and is a predicted model, not a curated record. The transcript is spliced from 2 exons. Bases 1 to 381 code for a protein of 126 amino acids.